Tinamus guttatus (white-throated tinamou) is the source of this 1020-nucleotide messenger RNA. Its product is annotated as small ribosomal subunit protein mS35. Gene Ontology annotation, cellular component: mitochondrial small ribosomal subunit. Gene Ontology annotation, molecular function: structural constituent of ribosome. Lineage: Eukaryota; Metazoa; Chordata; Aves; Tinamiformes; Tinamidae. Gene Ontology annotation, biological process: mitochondrial translation. The record is from RefSeq and is a predicted model, not a curated record.
AUGGCGGCGGCCAGGGCUGUCUUGCGGCGUGGGGGCUGUUGUUGGGUCGCGUUGUCGCAGUGCGGCGGUUGGGCCGCGGCCGGGCCCCUCUGUGGGGCCGUGGCCUACUCCUCCGUGCCGGCCGUGAGCAGCAGGGCAGGCAAGCAGAGGGAAGCCUCAACACGGAGAACAAGCAGGCCAUCAGAAUUUGUAAAAACACAUGUACCUCCUAGAACUGAGAGGAUGGCUGUUGAUCAGGACUGGGCCAGUGUUUAUCCAACAGCAGCUUCAUUUAAACCUGCUUCUGUGCCUCUUCCAAUUCGCAUGGGUUACCCAGUGAAAAGAGGAGUACCUCUGCCAAAAGAAGGCAACUUAGAGCUUAUAAAGAUUCCCAAUUUUUUGCAUCUUACUCCUCCUGCAAUUAGGAAACAUUGUGCAGCUCUAAGAGAUUUCUGCACUGAGUGGCCAAGUGCUUUGGACAGUGACCAGAAAUGUGAGCAGCAUUUUCCUAUUGAAAUUGAAACAGUAGAUUACAUUAGUGCAGGGACAUCUAUUCGUAAUCCCAAAGCAAGAGUUGUGACUUUAAAAGUUAAACUUUCUAACCUGAAUUUGGAUGACCAUGCAAAGAAGAAGAUCAUUAAACUUGUAGGAGAACGGUACUGCAAGGAUACAGAUAUGCUCACAAUUACCACAGACAGGUGUCCGUUAAGGAGACAGAACUAUGAUUAUGGAAUACACCUCCUCACAGUUUUGUACCAUGAAUCUUGGAAAACUGAGAUGUGGGAAAGUGAGAAGACUGAGGAAGACAUGGAAGAGUAUAUCUGGGAAAACAGCUGCUCACAGAAGAAUGCUUUGGAUACACUGCUUCAAAUAAAAGCCUCAGAGAAUAUUACCAAUGUAACUAAGGAGGAACUUCUUGCAUCUGAGAUAGUUAAGAAUUACAAAAAGUCUGUAGUUGCACUUAAAAAUGAAGGUGAAACAGAAAAUAACAUGUCUCAGUAUAAGGAAUCUGUGAAGAAAUUAUUGAAUAUACAAGCAUGA